Paramecium sonneborni is the source of this 1538-nucleotide messenger RNA. The record is from the annotation of a GenBank genome assembly. NCBI's taxonomy places the organism in Eukaryota, Ciliophora, Oligohymenophorea, Peniculida, Parameciidae.
AUUAAAUAAAUGAAAUCAAAUCCAGUUUAGAUUACUAGUUCGAUUUUUACUUGCCCAAAUUCUUUAUUUUGGAAUAACAGUGAUGUUUAAAUUAUGAAAGAAAAUUUCAAAGAAGACUAUUUUCUCUUUUUCUCGAAUAAUAAACUAACUUAUUUCAAUAAGCCUAUUUAAAAAGCUGGUUCAAUAAUUAGGAAACAAAAAAAAAAUGUAUUCCUAAUUUCAAUUUAUUUUAGGGUCUGUAUUAAUGGUGUGAUGUUAGUAAUGCAAUAAUUGAAUUAAUCCAUAUACAACAUGUAGGAUAAGGUUUGAAAAUAACAAAAAAUUAACAAAGCAUUCAAUUUUUUGGGUAUGUAGAAGCAUGGUUUAAGGAUUUAAAGAAAUUUUGUAUUCAAAAAAAGAUUAAUGAAUCGUAUAUAAUCAAUAAUAAAAUUGGAUGUGGAAGUUAUGCGGAUGUAUUUAUAAAUAGAAAUAUGAUUUAGGUUUAUAGAGUAACUCGAAAGUGUGAUGGAAAAGAAUUUGCAUCAAAAAUUUAUGAUAAAUCUUCAGAUAAGUUCGAUUUAGAAUGUAUUAUUAAGGAGCUGGAUAUUCUAAGAAAAAUGGAUCAUCCAAAUGUUGUUUAACUUUUAGAGACUUUCGAAACUUAAAAAUAUAUAUUUCUUAUAACAGAAUUAUUAGCAUAUGGAAGCUUAGAUGAUGUAAUUACUUAGACUUCAUUUUCAGAAGAGGAAAUUUUGAAAGGAAUGUAUAAAAUAAUAGAUGCAUUAUCAAAUAUUCAUUCUAAAGGAAUUAUACAUAGAGAUAUUAAACCUGAAAAUAUUUUAUUUCGAAAACCCAAUCUGGAUGAUAUUUUGAUUUCUGAUUUUGGUUUAGCUGAUUAUUAUAAUUCAGAAGGUUAAUAUUAAUAUUAAAGAUGUGGAACACCAGGGAAUAUGGCACCAGAAAUUCUAAAUGAUCAACCUUAUGAUUAUAAAAUUGAUACUUAUAGUGUUGGUUUAAUCUUUUAUUAAAUGGUAAGUUUUGGAAAAUCACCUUUUAUAGUAGAAGAUUACUAAGAAACUUUAAUUAAAAACUAAUUAGGGGUUAUUGACUUUUCAGAAAUCAAUGUAUCACCUUAAAUAAAAGCUCUUUUAUAAUAAAUGUUAGAAACUGAUCCUCAAAAAAGAUGUACAAUAAAUGAUGCGAAAUCUAAUACACUCUUUAAGAAAUUCAACAGAAUAACAAUAAAAAUAAAAAGAAAAAGAAUUCAAUAAGACCAAACUGUUUCUAAUAAUAGUCUUAGAAGUACAUCAAUUUAUUAGACUUCAUCUAAUUCUCCACCUAUUCCUAAUAAUUCUAAAUUUAAGAUUAUAGGUUUAAAUACUUUACAUUCUUUGCCAAAUAGAGUAAGAAGUAUUGAUAGUCAACUCUUUUCUUCUCCUAAAUCAUGCAAUUCUGGAGGAAACAGUUCUAAAACUUCAUGUAAAUAAAGAAAUCGAAAUUUUAAGAUCAAUGUUAAAAAUAGCAUUUAUCAAAGUAUGAGUACUACCAAAGCCAUUUGA